AUGAAAAUUCAUCAACAGCCUGAAACCAACCUUAGACAGCAGAAACUCGAAGAAUUCUUCCACCAAGAAAAGCCAGCAAAAUCUGAGGCUUCGAUUUUGCCCAAAAUUAGAUGCUCGUCUAACCCAGAUAUAAAUUAUAUCUCCCCUCAGUCUCUAGCAGAUCUUCUUGACAAUAAAAUUUCAAUUGAAAAAUAUCUCGUAAUUGAUGCUCGCUAUCCUUAUGAAUAUGAAGGUGGGCAUAUACAGUCCGCAGUUAAUACUUUAUAGUAAAUCUUGCAUGAAGAUGCCAGAGGACUAUUCCUGAUUUUUAAAUUAAAUAGAAAAAAAUACCUAGCUACCAAAAAAGAUUUGAUUUUAAAUAAGAUAAUAUUUCUUCACCAGAAAAUCUUUCUAGUAUUCUAGAAGGCUCGAAUUGGGAAAAUACUCCUAUCAUAAUCCACUGUGAAUUUUCACAGCAGCGCGGCCCUGCUUUGUAUCGCUGGCUUAGAAACUCAGACAGGCUUCAAAACAUGGAAAACUAUCCUGCCUUGUCGUAUCCUGAGCUUUAUAUCCUUCAAGGUGGAUAUUCUGAGUUCUUCAAAUUAUUUGAAAAUUUCUGCACGCCUCAAAGCUAUGUUACUAUGAAAGACCCGCUUCACAAACAUGAUAGGAAAAAGCUAAAAUCCAAGACCUGUCAGCCAAGAAAAGCUUAUUUAAGGUGUUCAUAA
Molecule: messenger RNA, 707 nt
Organism: Blepharisma stoltei
Lineage: Eukaryota; Ciliophora; Heterotrichea; Heterotrichida; Blepharismidae
Source: the annotation of a GenBank genome assembly